GUAAUUCGUUCGCAUUUCCGGAGUUGAUGAUAAUGAACGAAGAAAAAUAUAAUCGUUAAAUUUGAUGUUCAAUUUAAACGAGGAUGGAAUCCUCACAAUUUAAAUCGGAGGAAGAGAAGCAAAUUAUAACAUUUUUACAGAAGGUGAACACCUACAGAGAACAUGAGAGUAAGCCUCCUAUCCCACGGAACACGGCCGUCAAGUUUCUUAUGGCCAGGAAAUUUGACUUCCAUAGAGCUGUGGAUUUAUACCAUUCACAUGAGGAGAUGCGAGAUAAGGAGAACCUGCAGGACGUUGAUGUGAAAGAUCUGUCCUUCCAGCGAGAACUGAGAACAGGCAAAUUCACCAUUCUGAGCGGGCGUGACAGUCAUGGGGCGGGGAUUGCGCUGUUCACUGCAAGGCUCCACUUCCCUCCAGACACAACACACCAGUCCGUUCUCAAGGCUCUCAUCUACAUCCUGGAUGCUGCUUUAGAAAGUGAAGAGACCCAGCGGUACGGCCUUGUUUUCGUCUAUGAUAUGUCAGGCUCAAAGUACAGUAACUUUGACUACGACUUGAGUAUCAAAAUUCUUAACAUGCUCAAGGGUGCGUACCCAGCCAGGCUAAAGAAGGUUCUCAUUGUGACGGCACCGCUCUGGUUCAAGGCACCCUUCAAAAUCCUUAGACUCUUUGUCAGGGAAAAGCUCAGGGACAGGGUAUUUACUGUGACACAGAGCCAGCUGCUGGAGCACAUCCCGCUCGACUCACUGCCCCAAAAGUUUGGUGGUAAUCUGGCUGUGAACAACAGCCUGUGGCUGCAGGUUUGUGCGGCCAUCCACCAGUCAUGUGACCCAGGCAUCAUAGACUCGUACUUUGUGUCCCGCAAGCGCCACUCCACCUUCAGUGGAUUGGACUCAAGUGAGUCAGACUUUGUGCAUGUUGAAGGAAUCCCUGACUCAGAUGAUUCGAAGGAAAGUGUUUCAGAAAAACAAACCAACGAAGAGCAUGAAAAGGAUGAGCUUAUUGAUAUGAAUGGUGUCGAAAAAGAGGUUAAUUUUGAAAAAGAUGAUAACAGAGGGAAUAUUAAACGAAGGCGAGAAUUUGACAAUCAAAAUGCAGUGAAUUCAAUUAGAAAAUCUGGAGACUUGAAUGAUCCUCACUCCAUUGGCCAAAACUCAAGCCCUGGCACUCCUCCUCCAGAGCCUUGUAAGAAGCGACUGAUGCCUGACUCGAGCUCAGAGUCCAUCCACGGCCCAGAGGAUGGGGGUAUGACGGUAGAGGCCUUGGCACAGCACAUACGGUCGCUUGGCAAGAAGGGCCUCCACGAGGAGUAUGCAGAAAUCAGACGGGAACCCCCAGCGGGAACAUUUAACAUCUCUAAAGCCAAACACAACCUUCCCAAGAACCGCUACUCGGAUGUUCUGUGUUUGGACCACUCCCGAUUUGGUUUGCCUUUGAAUGACAAGGACCCAUCAGCAGACUACAUCAACGCAAACUAUGUGGAUGGCUACAUGCAAAAGAACGCAUACAUCUCAACACAAGGUCCGUUUGUAAAGACGUUUGGGGAUUUCUGGCGCAUGGUGUGGCUCUCCCACUGUGUUACUGUAGUGAUGACCACCAGAACACAGGAGAAGGGUCGUGUGAAGUGUGGACAGUACUGGCCAGCUGAGGAGGAGGGAGAGGUCCAGUGUGACGAGUUUGUAGUCACAAACACCGGUACAGAGCAGAACCGGGAGUACUCUAUCACAGCUCUCCGUGUACAGAACAGACAGACUGGUGAAAUGCGGAAUAUCAAGCACCUGCAGUUUACAAGCUGGCCAGAUUACGGCAUCCCGCCAGCCUCUGGCUUCCUGGAGUUUCUGUUGCGUGUGCGAGCAUGCCAGGCAGACAGCCUCAAGUUUGUGGAGCCCGGCUGGUCAGGGCACCCAAAUGGCCCACCUAUUGUUGUACACUGUAGUGCAGGCAUUGGACGCACAGGUACAUUCAUCAAUACAGACAUCAGCCUUCACCGCCUGGAGCACAUCCACACAGUGAAUAUUCGAGAGACAGUACGACGUAUCCGGUCCCAGCGAGCAUUCAGCAUCCAGAUGCCAGACCAGUAUGUCUUCUGUCACCUUGCUAUCAUCGACUACGCCCGCAAACACGGUCUCCUUAAGGAUGCGGACUGGUCCUCUAUGGACAGUGAUAGUGACGGCUUUGAAUAGGGUUCAUAAUAUGUUAGUUGACUAUGGAGUAGGGGAGGACAGCAAGACUAUGGGCAGGAGGUUUAUGACGAGCCAGAAGUGUUUGUGGGGAUUUGGUUUUGUGGUUAAUUAAUACAUCUUUUUCAUAAGCAAUGUGCUUUUCUGAUAAGGAUCAUGCUUAUUGUCACUAAGCAAGGUGAUCUCCAUCGUAUGUUUACCUGGUGAUACCACAGGCCCAGUUCCUAUUGGAGUGUUUGCCAGUCAGGAUAUUAAGGUUGACCCUGUUACAAUAUGUCAAUGUUGUAGUGGGCAUUAGAGCUGCAUCAAUGUGCUGGUAAUAACCACAUGCUAGGGAAACAAAAAUCUUUGAGAUGCCUCCAGUUUCAUGUGUUAGUAAUUGUGCAUGGCAUACAGAUAUAUUUUCAGAAAUGAAUUCUCACUUAUUCAUGUAAAGUUCGAAUGUACAAACUCAUGUUGUGCUCCUGUACGAGUGACAUACCUUGUUAAAGUUCAUUGGAUUUGUUUUAACACUCAUUGUUGAUGGCUGAAAGCAUGAGCAUCUUGUCAGGGUUCUCUGUGACAUUACAGCAGUUCUACUACAUGACAGGAGCAAGACAUGACAGUUGUUAUAUAGGAAGUUAAAUUGUGCAAUGAAUUGUGUAUAAAUAGUGUGAUAUACAUGGAGCUUGGUCAGUAGUAUUUAUGUGCCAUUAGAUCAUUAAGUUGUGUAAAUAUGAACUUGUUUCGAGAUUCAUCACCGAUAGUAUUUUUACUUUUAAUAUAAGCAUUUUAGAGUAUUUUUAGGCAAAGAGUUGUCUAGUGUCAUUCAUAGUUGAAUCCAUGCUGAAUGUAGUUAACUGUCAUACAUUAGCAGUUUCAAGGUAGUAAAAAAUCUAUAAAAAGGUUUGUUUUUAGCUCGACUUUUCGAAGAAUAGGUGGGCUAUACUACUCGCCCCAGUGUCGGCGUCCGGAGUUUUAGGGCAAGUUGGGAUUUUCACUUUUAAGUCCAAUACCCUACAUUCAAUUGACUUAAUACUUCACACAGUUGUUCAGGGCCAUCACAUGAUGAGAUUAGAUAACUCCAUAUUAUUCUUAACACAGAUUAUGGCCCCUGAUUGACUAUGGAACUUGGGUUAAAGUUUUAGGGCAAGUUGGAAUAUUUAUUAAUAACUUCUAUAUCCUUUGUUCAAUUGUUUUAAUACUUCACACAGUUGUUCAGGACCAUCCCCCAAUGAGGUUACAUAACUCCAUAUUAUCCUAAAUGCAAGUUAUGGUCCCUGAUUGACUUAGGUUAAAGUUUUAGGGCAGGUUUAAGUUUUAGGGCAAGUAGGGAUUUUCACUUAAAACUCCAAUACCAUUCAUUCAAUUGACUUAAUACUUCACACAGAUGUUCAGAGCCAUCACAUAAUGAGGUUAGAUAACUCCAUAUUAUCUUUUAUACAAAUUAUGGCCCCUGAUUGACUAUGGAACUUAGGUUAAAGUUUUAGGGCAGGUUGGAAUAUUGUUUAAUAACUUCUAUACCCUUCAUUCAAUUGACUUAAUACUUCACACAAUUGUUCAGGACCAUCACCCAAUGAGGUUACAUAACUCCAUAUCCUUAAUACAAGUUAUGGCCCCUGAUUGACUAAGGUUAAAGUUUUAGGCAAGUAAAAGUUAAGGGCAAGUUGGGAUUUUAAUAAAAAAAACUUCUAUACCGUUCAUUAAAUGCACUUAAUAUAAUUCAAAAUUAUUUACGACCAUCUAACAACAAGAAACAUAACUCCGUUUUAAGCCUAAAUACAAGUUAUGGCCCUUGAAUUAUUAUUAUUAUUUUUUAUUUUUUUUUUAAUUUCCUUUGAAAGGCAUAUUUGUAAAUUCUUAGCCACAUUUUCAUAAUGGGAAAUCAAAUUUUUGAAUGACUUGCGUCAUUGUUUUGGCGGGCUGGUGGGAGGGCAGCAUCAAAGUCACCUUAAUAUGUAUCAAAUAAUUUUAGUUAGGUUUGACAUAAAGAGACCAAACUUGGUAUUAUUACAUUGUUAUUGUAUUCUAAGUCAAAGCAGCAUAGUCGAGUGGGCUGUCUUACGACGGCUCUUGUUAAUAUUUACUGUUGUAUCUCGUGUUCCAUUUACUAUGUCUAAUUCAUUAUAUUUGUUGAAUUAUUUAUUGUUCUGUAACCACUAUGUUGUGUUUAAUUAUCAUUCUUGAAUUGUGUUAAUUAAGCCAAGUUAUAUUAAUUAUGCUAUUCUGUAUUUCACUGGAAACAGAAUGUGUUUAUUUUCAGUAAUGGUCAACAUCAUAAUUAUGUACUUAUGUAUAUACAUGUAUUGGUUUAGCUGCCAGAUAUUAACUUUGAAGUAGUUUAUCUAUACAAAGUAGAUUGUUUUCUUUUUACUUAUAUUUAACAAAUACUUUUCAUAAGAGCAAGUGUGCAACAUGUGUUUCAGCUCAAAUAGAAGACCAAAUACAUUUUGAACCAUCAUGUACAUGUACAUGAUUAUUUAUAUACAUGUACGCUAAUGCGGUAUAUAGACUCUAGUGAUCAAAGAUAAAAAUGUAUAUGUUACCUGUUUGUUCUGAGGUAUUGUCACUGGCAGCUUGUAAAAAACUGUUAAGUUGGACAUAACUCAAAGACCUUGGUUAGAUACAUAAAUAUAAAGUACACAUGUUUCCAGAGACAAUAUGGACAUGUGUAGCAAGGCACAUUUUAUUGUACUCUUAUUGUAAUAAUUGAUGAGUUAAGCCAUUUUUGACUAAAAAACAGACAAGCAUUGUCAGGAGUAUUGGGUGCUCUUCUUUUGUCAAUUGCUAACUCUUAAUGUAUACACCUUGUCCUUAUUUGCUUUAUCUUUGUCAAUGCAUGUUAUUCUUGCUAACUAUAAUGAGUAAAUAUACACCCACACCCUCUGUCAGUAUUCAUCUGACAUACAAGUAAUUAUUUUUCAAAAGGAGAUAAAUUCCCAGCUGCUGACAUUUAACUUCAUCAGGUGAAACCAAUUGUAUAUAAUAAAUAAAAUAUUUAUGAAGAAAUAAUUUGGAUUGAUGGUAUAACAAUUAUUAUUCGAGAUAUGGAGAUGUUGGUUGAAGUAUUUAAUGUACAAUGUUUGAUAGAUACUAUCGAUAUUUUAUACGCAUAUAAGUGAGCUGGCUUCAUGCUUUAAAGAUUCCUUUAGGAUUUAUGGUUUGGGGAAAGAUCUCACAUAAUAAUAAUCUUUUGAUUUCUUAUUUAUUCUGUACUAUUAUUUAUUGCUAGGUAUACUUAAAACCUAGAAAUGUUGCACAAAAAGACAUUUUUUUUUUUCAUUUCUUUGACAUCAGUCUGAUCUGUGAGGGGCUGUUUAUAUACUGGUAGUAGUCUUGUAGGUUUUAUGUCUAUUUUAAUUAUAAUGCCUGUUUUUUAUUUAUAAUUAUAUUAUUUCCGUAUAAUGAAUUGAACAUGAUAUCUUACGUUAUUGAUUGGUAAGUUAAUUCAUCUAGGGCCGUGUUUCAAUAUGAUAUCUGAGUCAUAAACCAUAUGUUGCUUUAGAGUGCUUGUGGACACCUGUCACGGGCAGAAUCUAUGCGAUAAAUGUCCCAACAAUAUUUUUUAUUAAAAGAAGUUGACACCGUAAACAGGGUUUCACCUGGAAAUUUCCGAUCUUAAGUCUUACAAUCUUUAUUGAAACAGAUCUAAGAUGUAUAUAUUUAUUGUCAUGACAAAACAGAAAUAUUGUUCAAGUUAAACAGAGAAUCCUUUGAAUCUCAAAAUGUUUUGGUUUAUACUGCUUGAUGAAAUUGCAUGAUAUUUCACUGUCACAUACUAGUCCUACCAGUUUUGGUGCAAUUGAACUGUAUAUUAAACAUCUUAGAAAUUAGUAUAUUGUUACUCUAGUAAACCAUUUAUUAGUUAUACUUUCAUUGAUAAAAUGGAUACAUAUAUUGGUGGCAUAGGCUAAAGCUGGCUGUGUGCAAAGAUAUGAACUUGCUAUUACAGCAUAUUUUCUAUCUGGCCUUACAAAAUAUACAUCAUCUGACCUAAUGGUUAUAUAUAUAUAUAUAUAUUCAUCAGCUAAUUUUAUGUUAAUUCUCUCAUGUUGAAUACAUACACAAUUAAUACCUGAAAGGGCAGAUUUUGUAUGGCCUUAUUUAUAACAAUAUGUUUAAAAUUGUAAGUUACUGUCAUGAAUAAAUGAACUUAAAUAG
Molecule: messenger RNA, 6320 nt
Organism: Mya arenaria
Lineage: Eukaryota; Metazoa; Mollusca; Bivalvia; Myida; Myidae
Product: tyrosine-protein phosphatase non-receptor type 9-like
Exons: 12
Coding region: 84-2183 (699 amino acids)
Biological process (GO): protein dephosphorylation
Molecular function (GO): protein tyrosine phosphatase activity
Source: RefSeq, a predicted model, not a curated record